UCACCCUGUCGCUGCUGGAGGAACACCUCAUUUCCAGGUCCUCCGCACAAGCCCGACUGUGAAAUGAACCAAGCAGGCACUGGCGUGACACUUCCUUCCUUUCCUCAUUGACGCUCCGGGCCCAGCGAUUGUUCCCCUGUUGCUCUGAUUGUGAACCAUCCUCCCCUUGCCAAAGCAAACAGCCUGGACUGGAGGAGGAGUUCCUCAGGCUUGUCUGCCAGCCUGACCAUGAGCGCAGGCCAAGCAGACGACAGCCCGCGUUCCCGAGGGACGUGGGGCCCGGCGGGGCCCGGCCCUCAGGAGCAGCUCCUCUCAUGAUGCUGGCGCCUGGGAGUGAGCACCAUGCCCAUCACCCAGGACAAUGCCGGGCUGCACCUGCCCCUGCUCUACCACUGGCUGCAGAACAGCCUGCGGGAGGGCGGGGAUGGCCCGGAGCAGCGCCUCUGCCAGGCGGCCAUCCAGAAACUGCAGGAGUACAUCAGGCUGAACUUCGCUGUGGACGAGAGCUCUGUGCAGCCCGACCGCAGCCCCCCUGGGAUGGAGAUCUGCACCGUGUACCUCACCAAGGAGCUGGGGGACGCGGAGACUGUGGGCCUCAGUUUUGGGAACAUCCCUGUGUUCGGGGACUAUGGGGAAAAGCGCAGAGGGGGUAAGAAGAGGAAGACCCACCAGGGCCCUGUGCUGGAUGUGGGCUGCAUCUGGGUGACGGAGCUGAGGAAGAACAGCCCGGCCGGGAAGAGUGGGAAGGUGCGCCUGCGGGACGAGAUCCUCUCCUUGAACGGGCAGCUGAUGGUUGGCGUUGAUGUCAGUGGGGCCAGUUACCUGGCCGAGCAGUGCUGGAAUGGCGGCUUCAUCUACCUGAUCAUGCUACGCCGCUUCAAGCACCAAGUCCAUUCUCCUUAUAACGGCAACAGUAGCAACAGCUCCGAACCAGGAGAGACACCUAGCUUGGAGCUGGGGGACCAAACGGUGAAAAAGGGGAAAAGAGCAAGAAAGUUUGGGGUCAUUGCCAGGUCUUCUACCCACAAAGCCACUGAAGAAUCCAAGAGCAGCUCUGGCUGUGAGUUGGACAACGACCCCGUGUCUGAGCUGGACAAUGGCCUAGACCCUGGACUGGGAAACGGUCAUGCUUUUGAGCUAGAAAAUGGCCCGGAUUUGCUCAAGGAGGUGGCUGGAUCCCAUCUAGAUAGAUCGGAAUUGGACAGAGGGACAGAGCCUAGAGUUCCAAAGACAGAUACCACUCUGCCCACAAGCAAUGACAAACGCCGCUUCUCAAAAUCUGGGAAGACGGACUUCCAAUCCAGCGACUGCCUGGCACGGGAGGAAGUUGGCCGGAUAUGGAAGAUGGAGCUGCUUAAAGAAUCGGAUGGGCUGGGAAUUCAGGUUAGUGGAGGCCGAGGAUCAAAGCGCUCACCUCACGCUAUCGUUGUCACCCAAGUGAAGGAAGGCGGUGCCGCUCACAGGGAUGGCAGACUGUCCUUAGGAGAUGAGCUGCUGGUAAUCAAUGGUCACUUACUAGUUGGGCUCUCCCACGAGGAAGCUGUGGCCAUUCUUCGCUCAGCCACUGGAGUGGUUCAGCUGGUGGUGGCCAGCAAGGAGAAUUCUGCCGAGGACCUCCUGAGGCUGACAUCUAAGAGUCUGCCUGACCUGACCAGCUCCACAGAGGACGUGUCCUCUUGGACUGACAACGAAGACCGGGAGCCAGACGAAGACGAAGGCACCGGUGCAUCUUCCGUCCAGAGAGCAGUAAGUGCGCCUGCGCUCUGCCGGGAUGCUCUGCCGGGACGACGUUCUGCCGAAGACGUGGGUACCAGGGCCAGAGAUAAAAGCUUGAGAUAG
Messenger RNA from Odocoileus virginianus texanus, 1839 nucleotides. Lineage: Eukaryota; Metazoa; Chordata; Mammalia; Artiodactyla; Cervidae. The record is from RefSeq and is a predicted model, not a curated record.